Messenger RNA from Cottoperca gobio, 3757 nucleotides. It is a transcript of the gene nt5c2a, whose product is annotated as 5'-nucleotidase, cytosolic IIa. The transcript is spliced from 19 exons. Bases 367 to 1914 code for a protein of 515 amino acids. Gene Ontology annotation, molecular function: 5'-nucleotidase activity. NCBI's taxonomy places the organism in Eukaryota, Metazoa, Chordata, Actinopteri, Perciformes, Bovichtidae. The record is from RefSeq and is a predicted model, not a curated record.
AAGAGAAGAAGAAAGUAACGCUUCACGAAUCAAGAUGACGACUUCAUGGAGUGACCGUCUGCAGAACUAUGCCGACCUGCCGGCCAACAUGGACGGUGUGGCCACAAAGAAGUAUCGACGAGAAGCUCACCAAAGCCGGGCCGGCCGUGCGUGCAUGUGAGUCCUGUGUGUGGCUAGCUAAUGGCCGCUGCUCUGCACUGCGCUCUUACGGCGGUUACCACUGAUGACGACUGGCGAUGUUUUUGCGGAAAUAAUGGCCACCCUUCGCUUCCCUCUCAGAUUAACGCUGUUAACUCUGUUAGCACCGUUAGCUGCUAGGCAACGGCUCAGCCACCACCAUGAGUGUUUGUCAACCGAAGCUUGGCCAUGGAGAAGAUCAAGUGUUUUGGUUUUGACAUGGAUUACACUUUGGCAGUGUAUAAAUCUCCUGAGUAUGAGUCACUGGGCUUCGACUUGACGGUGGGGCGCCUGGUGUCAAUUGGAUAUCCACAAGAACUGCUCAACUUUGUCUACGACCCCUCCUUCCCCACCAGAGGUCUGCUGUUUGACACAAUGUAUGGCAACCUGCUCAAAGUGGAUGCAUAUGGGAACAUCCUGGUGUGUGUGCACGGAUUCAACUUCUUGAGGGGACCUGACAUCAGAGAGAUGUACCCCAACAAAUUUAUCCAGCGUGGAGACACUGACCGCUUCUACAUCCUCAACACACUCUUCAAUCUGCCUGAAACCUACCUCUUUGCUUGCCUGGUUGAUUUCUUCAGUAACUGCUCCAGAUACUCAAGUUGUGAAACUGGCUUCAAAAAUGGCGACCUUUUCAUGUCUUACAAGAGCAUGUUCCAGGAUGUCCGAGACGGCGUGGAUUGGGUUCAUAUGAAGGGGUCCUUAAAAGAAAAAACUGUUGAAAACCUGGAUAAGUACGUGGUCAAGGAUCCAAAACUUCCUCUCCUUCUCAGUCGCAUGAAUGAAGUAGCCAAAGUGUUUCUGGCCACCAACAGUGAUUACAAAUACACAGAGAAGAUUAUGACCUACCUCUUUAACUUUCCUCACGGCCCAAAGCCAGGUACACCCCACCGGCCCUGGAAGUCCUAUUUUGACCUGAUCCUGGUGGACGCACGCAAGCCUGUGUUCUUUGGAGAGGGCACAGUGCUGCGGCAAGUGGACACUACCACAGGGCGGCUGAGGAUCGGCACAUACACGGGGCCCAUGCAGCAUGGUAUUGUUUACUCUGGAGGUUCUUCAGACAUUGUGUGUGACUUGCUGGGUGCUAAAGGAAAGGACAUAAUCUACAUCGGAGACCACAUUUUUGGCGACAUCCUUAAAUCCAAGAAGCGGCAGGGCUGGAGGACGUUCCUGGUGAUACCUGAGCUGGCCCAGGAGCUGCAUGUGUGGACUGACAAGAGCUCCAUAUUUGAGGAACUUCAGUCUUUGGAAUGCUUCCUGGCAGAGCUUUACAAGCAUCUGGACAGCAGCAGCAAUGAGAGGCCUGACAUCAGUUCACUGCAGAGACAGAUUAAGAAAGUGACCCAUGACAUGGACAUGUGCUACGGCAUGAUGGGAAGUCUAUUUCGCAGUGGAUCCCGACAGACGCUGUUUGCAUCCCAAGUGAUGCGCUACGCUGACCUGUAUGCCGCCUCCUUCAUCAACCUGCUUUACUACCCCUUCAGCUAUCUGUUCAGAGCUGCACAUGUGCUGAUGCCUCAUGAGUCAACAGUGGAGCACACCCACGUCAACAUCAUUGACACAGAGUCGCCACUGGCCACACGAAACCGGCACGACCUCGACCUUAAGGAUAUGGAGUGCAAACGGCACAAGCUGACUCGAUCAAUCAGCGAGAUCCAGCCCCCCCAUUUCUACCCUCAACCUCCACAGGAGAUCACACACUGCCAUGAUGAGGAUGAUGAUGAGGAGGAGGAGUAAAUGGAGGGAGAAGAGCAAAGAGGUCUGCAGUGAGACUACCUCUCACAUCCAGUACAUAAUUUCUUCAAGUUUUAAGUUGAUCUGUUCUUUGAUCUGGCUGUCACAUGCGCCUGACUGAUUAGAGAACAGGUGCACGGUUUCUUGUUUGUGACAUGGACUACAAUAGACUCAAGAGGCCCCUUCCUGAGGUACAGCAGCUAUUGCUGGGUUUGUUUGAGGAGGAAUGUUCUGCUUUUGUUUGGGCAUCUUUCAGGUCAUUAGGAGUCCAGUAUGCAUGCAUUUAUUUGUACUGUAAACGGCUCACUGCCAUGCUGCUUACUCCUGCUCCAUAGCUCUCACUUUAAAACCUAUUCUAAAGGAAGAAUGCCCCCUAAACCCUAACACUGUACUUCCAAAGAAUCCUGGCCAAAUGUAGAGAUGUGAUGUUUGGAUCCUCUUGUUUUCAUCCACUUGCCUCAGUGUUGAAAAGCAACAAGUUUUCAUCCCUUCUUCUUUUUUCUAUGAAGGAAUUGUGGGAAAUGUAGGAACAGCACAUCUGAAGGUGGAUUUUGACUUGAAGAAAAUGGAACUGUAGUUAGUGUAUUUACCACAGCUGCUGACAGUAGACUCAAUCAUUAAUGGUUCACUUCAUGAGAGUAUUUUGUGUCCAGCAGAGAGCUUGUAACGCCUGCUGUGGUGAGGUGAAGUCGACAGGAAGCUGCUAACCCCGUAUGACAUGCAAACAGCUCAUGGAAGCAGUUUAGAGAAGCUCCACCUACUUAUUUACACUGUAAACACAGACUGUAAAGGAAGUCUGCCUGCAUGUAUAUUACACCCUGCACCAGUGUGAAAACUUGGUAAGUUAAAUAAGAUACCAAGUUUAAACAUUAUGAGAUCCUAAGACAUAAUAAUUACAGCUCAACAUUUAUUUUGACUUCAUUAGAUUGACUUGAUAAAAUGUAUAAUUAGUAAGCAAGCCACAAUUCUUUUUUGACUUUCUUUGACUACCUCAUAAGUUUGAUUUGAAGUCUUUUAGUAUUUUUAAGUAAACGGUUAAAAUAAAAGUCAAAUUUAUGAGAUAAUAAAUUGUAGUUAUGAGAGAAGCCUAGAUUUUGACUCACUAUCUCAAAAUGUCAAUUAUGUACUUCAGAAUUAUGAGUCAAAUGAUGAAACUGACAACUUGACAUGACAUACUGUGUCAUGAUUGAGAUGUCCCAGGAGUUAGUGUCCCGGCCAGCCUGCUGCUAUAAACAUGUUGUUACUGUAAUGUGAGCACCUCAUGACAGGGUGCAAUACUGUGUUUUAGUUUAUUUAUGAGCUGAGUAUUAUCAUGUGUUUGUUAUUGCCUUAAUUUUAAAGGACCUGUGAUUCAACAGGAGGACCUGUGUCUGAUCUACUGAGGCAUUGAACCUUCGGUGGUUGGUGAGAUGGGCUGCAGCCUUUUCUCACUGAUGUGAGUUCUAGUCUCACACAUGAAGUUUUGUUGAAGCUGCCUCAUGCUGUUUGAACUGAAUAUUUGUACUAAAUCUCCUGCUGACAGUUGAUUGUUUUACCUUUUUCAACCCUGUUGCACCUGGGAUGUUUAGGUGACUGUGCUGUUUUAAUUAGUUUCUUAUUCAAGUCAUUUCAGAACUGUUGAGCAUGCCUGUUUGCUGUCCGCUUUGAUAAUCACACAUAGUCAAGUGUAAAGUGAACCAAAUUAAUGUUUUUAUUUAUUUAUACCAUCAAUAAUUAUUGCAUGUGUUAAGGUUGCAUUUAUAUCGGUUUUAUUUGAAAUGGUGAAGAUGUAGCAGAAUGUUGAAGGCAGCGAUGCUGCAGUUGAGAUGGUUUGAGUCUGAAGUUUGUAAUACAUUUUCUGAUCUGA